Manis javanica (Malayan pangolin) is the source of this 7168-nucleotide messenger RNA. RefSeq names its product transmembrane protein 260 (gene TMEM260). NCBI's taxonomy places the organism in Eukaryota, Metazoa, Chordata, Mammalia, Pholidota, Manidae. The record is from RefSeq and is a predicted model, not a curated record.
AGGCCCAGACCGGAAGCUGCCGCGCGGGCUGCGCUCGCUCACGGGCUGCGGAGUUCUGUGUAUCCCGGAGUCCGGGGCCCGGCGCGUCUUCCUUCCUCGGUCGCCUGGCCUAUGGGUGUCCGUGGCGACGGCAGGGACCCGGCCGGGGGGCGGGCAGCCCGAGUGGGGUCGCGGAGCUCCGGGGGCCUCUGCGGGGGCGUCGCGGUGUUCGCUGCGGUGGCCGCCGUGUUCACCCUCACGCUGCCGCCCUCGGUGCCGGGGGGAGACUCGGGGGAACUGAUCACAGCCGCACAUGAGCUUGGAGUUGCCCAUCCUCCUGGCUAUCCUUUGUUCACUUUGGUGGCUAAACUGGCAAUUACCCUAUUUCCUUUUGGUUCAAUUGCCUACCGAGUCAAUCUUCUGUGUGGCUUAUUUGGAGCAGUAGCUGCAUCAUUACUUUUUUUCACCGUUUUCAGGCUUUCUGGCUCCUGUGCUGGAGGAAUCCUUGCUGCGGGGGUGUUUUCAUUCUCCCGGCUCACAUGGCAGUGGUCCACUGCAGCAGAGGUUUUCAGCUUAAACAAUCUGUUUGUGGGGCUGCUUAUGGCUCUUACAGUACACUUUGAGGAGGCAGCAACUGCAAAAGAAAGAUCAAAGAUAGCUAAAAUUGGUGCAUUCUGCUGUGGCCUUAGCUUAUGUAAUCAGCACACAAUAGUACUCUAUAUUUUGUGCAUAAUGCCAUGGAUUCUUUUUCGACUUUUACAAGAGAAGGAACUCUCCCUGGGCUUUUUGCUGAAGUUGGGUCUGCACUUCUCUGCUGGUUUGCUGCCCUAUUUCUACCUUCCUGUCUCUUGCCACCUCAAUCAAGCCCGUUGGAGCUGGGGAGACCAGACAACGUUGCUAGGAUUUUUGACGCAUUUUCUCAGGGAAGAAUAUGGAACAUUCAGUCUGGCCAAAUCUGAAGUAGGAUCCAGUAUGUCUAAAAUUCUGCUUUCUCAGGUAAUGAAUAUGAGGACCCAACUCUCAUUCAACAUUCAAGCCCUUGCAAUUUGGGCAAAUAUAUGUUUAGCAAGAAAGGACAGAAAGAACCCAUCAUUAGUAUGGCUUUUCACUGGAAUGUUUUGCAUUUAUUCAUUGUUCUUUGCUUGGAGAGCAAAUUUAGAUAUUUCAAAACCACUUUUCAUGGGUGUGGUAGAACGAUUCUGGAUGCAGAGCAAUGCGGUGGUGGCUGUCCUCGCUGGCAUCGGUUUGGCCACCCUCGUUUCUGAGAGUAACCGAGUGUUGAACACCAAUGGGCUCCAGUGCCUGGAAUGGCUUUCAGCAACUCUUUUUGUAACUUACCAAAUAUAUUCGAAUUUCAGCAUUUGUGACCAAAGAACCAACUAUGUGAUCGAUAAAUUUGCAAAGAAUCUUCUAUCCUCUAUGCCUCAUGAUGCAAUUAUUUUACUCAGAGGAGAUUUGCCGGGGAAUUCUCUCCGCUACAUGCAUUAUUGCGAGGGCCUGAGGCCAGAUAUUUCAUUAGUGGAUCAGGAAAUGAUGACUUAUGAGUGGUAUUUACCCAAGAUGGCAAAGCAUUUUCCAGGUGUCAACUUUCCUGGAAACCGGUGGAAUCCUGUGGAAGGAAUAUUACCUAGUGGAAUGGUCACAUUUAAUCUUUAUCAUUUUCUUGAAGUAAAUAAACAAAAAGAAACAUUUGUUUGCAUAGGAAUUCAUGAAGGUGACCCAACCUGGAAAAAGAACUAUUCACUUUGGCCCUGGGGUUCUUGUGACAAAUUAGUUCCUUCAGAGAUUGUGUUCAACCCUAAGGAAUGGAUUCAACUUACAAGAAAUAUCUAUAACUGGACUGAAGAAUAUGGAAGGUUUGACCCAUCUUCUUGGGAAUCUGUGGCCAAUGAAGAGAUGUGGCAAGCGAGGAUGAAAACACCGUUCUUCAUCUUUAACUUAGCAGAAACUGCCAGUGUGCCUUCAAAUGUGAAAGCUCAACUCUACACACAUGCAUAUAAUUUCUACUUCAGAAAGUGCUUGUCCCAUCAUUGCUUGUUCUGUGUUCUCACGGAGUCAGCUGGUAAACUCACGCUCCUGUGGAUCCGACCCCAAUUUGACAAUCCCCAAGGAGGCUGUGAAAUUCCCAAACAACUUUAUAAGGAGAUUGUCUAUUUGCAAAAGGAACACCCGGUAAACUGGCACAAGAACUAUGCCAUCGCCAGUGAGCGGAUGCUGCGCCUUCCAGAAAGGGGUGCAGACCCUGAAGUCCUGUUAUCUGAAACCAUCAGACAUUUCCAUCUGUACACUCAGAAAGCACAGGAUGAUCCUCAGCGGGCUGAUAUUUCAGUUGCUCUAAAGCACCUAAGAAAGGAACUGCAGAGUCUGAGAAAUAUGAAAAAUGUCUGAGGCAGGAAAAUGUGAAAAACCUGCCCAUUGUUCAGCUUCCAAAAUUUUAAAGGCCAGAAGUUUUCCUCCAAGAAAAGAAACUGUAUGAGAAAUUGAAGACUAAGCCAUCACCCAGAUAAAAGGAACAAGGUACAGCAGGACUGUUCAGUGGCAGAGAUGUGCCCUUUAUGAAACUUACGUUUAUCCCAUGGCACCACAUUAGUCGUUCAAUGAGAAUCUUUUGGAAAAUCUUCCUACGUCCAGUCUUUCAGUCUAAUGACUUUGCUUAACUAGAUUCUAGAAGAGAAUAGACUAUUUUCAUACAUUUAAAAUAUCAACCAUGAAUCCUUUAAGGGCCUAGAUUUUAAGGAUCUGUUUUGAUGGUUAAAUUCUUAAAACAUUAAUACAAGACCCAGACAUAAUUUUCUAUUUCCCAAAAGUGAAAUAAUAUUUUUUAAGAGUGAAUAUUGUUUUUCUUCACAUUAGAAUGCUUUUCUUUUUUUAGUAGCUGUGGUUCUUACAUAAUCUCACAUUUUAAGCUAACCACCAACUGGGUGAUAUUUUGAAAAAAGUUGGGGUUUUAUUGUCUUAGAUAAUCCUCUGAAAUCACUAAAAAAUGUAGCUAAUGUGUUGUUUGCUUUUUUUCAGUUGCAUAAACUGGGAAGUAAAAAGGAGUGUGUAUUUCCUUAAUUAAUUUUAUAUUUAUGUUUCACUUCUAUUGGGACUCAUAAAUCUGGGCCCAAUAAUUAGUAGGCUCCUGCUGCCAAAAUGCAAAAAAAAAGGCGGGGAUUGGAGGGAGGGGAAGGGGAAAGUGAUUCAAUAAAUUCAUUUCUGUUACAAGCAUCUUUUAUACAUAUUACUAAAGAGAACAUAGUAAGAAAUGCAAAUAAUAGUUCUUUAUUUUAUUAUGACAGUUAAUUAAUAGCAACCUGUUUUAAUGAAUAAAGUCACUCAGAGUCCUUCAGCACUUCCUAAGUAGAGGCCAGAAUCUGUAGGGAUUCUUUCCCCCCAAUUGUAUAGCUCCUAGACUCCAAGCACUAUAUAGGCCCCUGUAUAGAAAUGCUCACUAAUGAAGAGGGAGGGCUAGAAGCUUGUCUGCAUUCAAAGAUCACUGGUGAGUCAUUCAGCAAGAAAAGGCCCCUUACCAGGAAUAGUCACAGUUCCGUGGCAUUGUACUAGCAAAAGGGGCUGAUCAAAGGUCUCCUGUGGAGCUUGCAUGGUUCCCUUUCAUACUACGACCAUAAUUAAAACCACUAAUUCUCUUUUAAAAUGCUGCAGGAUGCCAUGUAGGCAUCUGUCUGGAGUGUCCUUUGUGAUGUCAUAAGCUGUUAAGGACCAGUGCCGAGGGCUUUUGAGUGAAAUGCCAGUCAUGAAGGUGCUUCAAGACAAGGGUGCCUCUAAAAGCUUGACAGGGCCUUGACUGCACAAUUCGAGCUGAAUUUGCCCCUUGUCAGCUGCCAGUAAAUAAAUCUCAAAGGGGGAAAAGCUGAAGUUUCAUUACCUGAUCCAUGGGGCUUUGUUGGUUUUGGCAUCACACGGGGGAAGCUCUCGCCCCGCCAUUCUCCGGAUUUGAAGAUGUCCAUUGGAGCCUGCAGUGCCUGGACGGGGUUCAGAGCGGAACCUUUUGAAGAGUGUCAAUAGUUGUAACAGUUCAGCUGUUAGGAAGACAAAUAAAUGGAGGAGCUCAUUAAUCCGCUUUUGGCUCUCAGUGCCUUUUGCCCUUUUAUCACAGCCUUAUUAGGCUCCUACUCAUCUUGAACCAGAAAAAAAUGAAUUGAAGUUGUUGAGUACUAAUUGGCAAAGACUUUUAAUCAUGGGCCAAGAACUUUCACUGACUUGAAAGUAACUUCUCCACAGGGAGGGACCAAAAACCUGGUUUACCUUAAAACAAAAACCUGUUGGAGUUCAGUGUGGUGUAAAAAUUUAAGGAAGCAUUGAUAAAUUGUCUAAGUUUAUCCAUUUGAAGGAAAUCAUGUGACAUUAUGAUUUCCACUUUUCUUUUUUAAAAAAUGUACAAUAAAAUUCAAAAAAACAUUCCCUGGAAAUACAUUACCUUAUUGGUUCAAAAAAAAGAGUGCAUGCAUAUGUGUGAUGGUCAUGUUUUUUUCUGAACAUCUCUGUGGAUGUAUUCAUUUGCGCAUCUACAUACACAAGUGGUGUUGGAGGAACCCUAUUGAAAUAAUAUCUGUGGCCUUAAGUAUGGCCAAUGAAGGCCUCUUUCUAAGAAUAUCUGCUUUUUAAAUUUGAGUCUACUAUGGCACUGCAUGUAUGUCUGAAUAUGCUUUGUUUAUGAACUCUAGUCAAAUGGUGCACAGAUUAUUCUGCGUUUGUGCAACAAGGGCUUCAGACCACUCUGUCUUUGAGAAAGAUGAUAUGAUGGUCCAAAGCAGAUAGGAUCAUAACUAUUUAAAUUCCUAAAAGACAUCAGUAAAUGAAAAAAAGCAAACUGAGCUGAGAUUUUGGUAUGUUGGACUUCAUUCCUAGAUCUACUUUGAAGAAUUCUAUUGUGUGAGGUUAAACACAUUGCUUUCUUUUUCUUUCUCUUACUUUUCCCUGGCUAGGGCACAAACACCAUAAAAUCUGACAGAAGGGGUUUCCUUUAGUCUAACCCCCCGAACACAGAAGAGAAUGUGAAGGAGGUGGCUUCUCAGGCAGGAUUUGGCCAGCAUUCUCCUAGCAGUGUCCCUGGAGUGCUGUGGGUUGGCAGGAUGACAGGAACCCCACAAGGCCAACUUCUGCCUGGACUUCAGCCUGAGGGGCAAGUGGGAGCCAGCGAAACUGUCCGCCUCUCCACAUGCUGCAGGGCCCUCCUACCCCGUGCCGAGGCUGGCACAUACCAAGGACAAGCGGAGAAGGGGACCGGGCUCCAUGUUCUCUAACAAACCUCCUUCGCCCUCUUACCCCUGAUAGGAGGUAUGCUUGGUUCUUGCUAUUGACUUUCCUCUUUUCUUUGUUUUUUCAAAAAAUGUUUUUGCCUUAGGACUCAAAAUGCAGCCAAAGUAGAUGGGGAUCAACUACUAGCAUACCAUUUUGAAAUUAAUUAAAAUUGUGAAAUGUGUUAUCUGUAUACUUCUUAUUUUCUGAGACAGACCAUGAUGGUUAGCCUUUCUAAUAUUUAAAGCCCAUUUUGAAUGUGAGGUGGUGUUAUGAGACCCUGCUAAUUUAUGUAAGUCAUUAGGCUAGGAUAUGAAGAGUAGUUUUUUAAUUUAAAUUUUAAGAGUCAAACUAUCAUAGUUGAACCUUAAUCAUAUUUCCCACCAAAAUCCCUCACAACUUAGUAACAUUUUUAAUAUUCAGAAAAAAUUUUAAUACCAACAGUUGAAAAAUGGAUCACGCUACAGCAAAUCCUUGUACUCUUUUAAUUCUGAUAUAUUUUAUAAAUGCACCAAGUAGGAUAUUAUUUAAUAUUCUGUUCUUCUAACUGGCUCCAAGUCCUAUUGUAAAGAAAAAAUGCCAAUCCAGUAAGAGAGUCAUACUGCCUUGUUCAUUCUCAUAUUUUGUUGUGGAUGCAAAACCAUUCUAAAGCUUAUACUCACAAACAAAUAAGUAAUGUUUCCAGGGAUUCUGGGACUUUCUAAAGGCCAAAAGCUUGGCGCAGCAUUACAGAGCAAACGGAGCUGAGCUUUAGCAGUGAUCAUAUUCAAUGAAGACGUCAUUGUCAGUACCCUCGAAAGGUCUGUUUGAUUUGGAUCAGCAUGAAUGGUAUAAAAAAAGCCUCAGCAAUAGCACAAUGUGCUUACCUGGAUAUAGGAAAGUAAACUCAUAGGAAUGUAUCUUGAGAAAGGGAUUUUUUUUGCAAAAAAAUCUGAUUGCUCUUCAGCAAUGUAACAUAUAUUUGGUAGAAAUUGUAGGUACUAGAAAAAUUAGCUUUUGUCAUAUUGCCAAAAAAAAUGGAGAAAGGUAGGAGAGGGAGAAACAGGAAGAGGUUUCAAAACUGUAAACAUGAAGCACACAAUUUUGACCUGAAAAUCAACUUAUUUGGAUCUUUUCCACAGACUAAAGUGUUAUUGGAGAGAGUUAAUUUUCAAUAAGAGAAAUUAAAAUGGUUGAGAGAGUUUCAAGGUACAGGUGCAAGAGGAAGGCAAACACUGGGCCAUGUUACUACCCUCAGAGCCCCCUGCACAGAGUGGCCAGGAGCCUCAAGUCUGUACAUAGUUGCCAUUAGAUGAGGGUAAUGUUAAAUGAAGGUAUAGUGAGAGAUAAAUAGAAAUAAGCCACAUCUAAGACUUAACCCUUUCAUAAUUCUGUUUAGAAUGUUUUAUUGAUGUGUAUAAGUAGUUUGGGGGUAAAAUGUACAGUAGAUGGAGUACAAUCUUUAUAAUUUCAUUAUAUAUUAUAGACUAACAAAUGGAGCUUAUGUCCUGUUUUUCAAAAUAUGCAAACAAACCAUAAUCAUCUUCUGUUUAAAAGUGUUACCUGUAAAGGGGUUAUUUUGUAAUGUAUCCUUUUAAAGAAAAUACUUUACAAUUUCUCUCAUCUAAAUGCAAUAUUCCCUAGAUGGCUGAACCACAGAAAUACCCUUCACACCUGUGGUAUUUACUCAUAUGCAAAAAUCUGUUUGAUUAAAGCCAAAAAGGGAGCACUCCUUGGAAUCAGAGCUGGUUCUCUCCCCUUAGCUGAUGGUGUGAUGGGGCCCCAGAUGAGUCACUUAUUGCCCUAUAUCUUGAGUAUCACCCAAAAAACAAGAAACCCCUGUAAUUCCCUGACACGCCAAGACUUGAACUCUAAAACUGCAACAGAGGCCCCACUGAGAAUCUGAGGACAGGGUAAAAGAUGCAGGACUAGAAUCUCAGAGUAUCUUCCCUCAAAACAGGUUUAAAAA